UCAAAGAUGGCGAGCAGGCGGCCACGACGUGACACACCCUCGGCCUACGCGAGACGCCCUUCCCUCACUGGCGAGGCAGAGUCGUCAGGGGCAGCCGCCGCAGGACGCCGCAGGAGGGGGAGGCCUUCCACGACGAGUACCAGCCAGGGGCGUAGGAGGCCGCGGAGUCCCACCCCAGACCCCGUGGCUCCGACGCUGGAGGAGGAGUACCAGGAGGACGAGGACCAGGACGAGGACCAGGUCGAGGGCCAGGACGAGGGCCAUGACGAGGAGCACGGCGCGGCGCCCGAGGACGAGGGAGGCGCGACGUCGGGUGUCUACCAGCGAGGUCCCGCGAAGCUCCCUCCAUACCCACUACCUCAGAGUCGGGCACUGCUUCGCCCUGUACCGCCCAAGUCUUGGGAUCUGGUGUCGGGUACUCCCGUGCGCGCUCCCUCGACCAUCCUGGGUACCCUGUGCCGGAAGUACUUCCCCGGCCUCAGGUACUUCAGGGUGGAGGACGAAGACGUGGCCCUGGCUGAGUCUGUGGCGCACGCCUCCUGUAGGAAGUAUGUCACCGACAUGCACCACGAGGCGCGCGUCCAGGCAGUGAUAGACUUCUACGCGUCGGCGUGUAGUAUGACUAUCACGAAGGCUCAGGCGCGGACGAUGACGAUGACCCAGAAGCAGUACCUGGAGGUAGAUGAAUAA
Sorghum bicolor (sorghum) is the source of this 690-nucleotide messenger RNA. RefSeq lists its product as uncharacterized. The record is from RefSeq and is a predicted model, not a curated record. The transcript is spliced from 3 exons. Gene Ontology annotation, biological process: transposition. The coding region runs from base 7 to 690 and encodes 227 amino acids. Lineage: Eukaryota; Viridiplantae; Streptophyta; Magnoliopsida; Poales; Poaceae.